Messenger RNA from Didymodactylos carnosus, 1431 nucleotides. The record is from the annotation of a GenBank genome assembly. NCBI's taxonomy places the organism in Eukaryota, Metazoa, Rotifera, Eurotatoria, Philodinida, Philodinidae.
AUGUACAACGCGUUCAAAUCUCAAAAUAUACCUGGUGAACCGUUCCUUCCUAUUCUCGGUCAACUACGUCAAAUGCGUCAAUACGCCAGUGCUGACAAAAAUAUGCAGUAUUUUGUCGAUCUGCAGUCAAAACAUGGCUGUAUUUAUCUGUUCUCAUUCGGACCGCUCGUACGUCUUGUCAUAACUGAACCGAAUCUAAUAAGUGAUGUAUUGAAAAAAUACGCAAAAUUCUACGUUAAACCCAAACUAUUUCGUAUGGUGUUUACCUCAAUAAUGGGCGAACAAAAUUUACUAGUAACCGAAGGCGAAGUGCACGAUAGAUCGAGAAAAAUGUUAAAUCCCGCCUUUCAUUUUAUUAAUUUACAAUCGAUGACAUCCAUUAUGAUUAAACAGACAGUGGCUGCAAUUGACAAAUGGGACACAAUAAUCGGAAACAUUGUUGAUCUACAAGAAGAACUAAAUUCACUAACACUAUCGAUAAUAGCGUCAUGUGCGUUCGGUCAAGCAUUUGAAACAAAUAUUUCAGCAAAAGAUGUUAUACUAAAUUCAAUUACCGCCGUUCUGGAUGCCAUACAGUACCGUCAAUUUCGAUUACCGAUAAAUCAAAUAGCGUUGUUAAAUAAGCUACCAAUGUUUAAGAAACAAAUUAUUGAUGAAGGUUCAAAACGAAUAGCCGACGUGGUACAACAAAUGGUAAGUGAUCGAAAAAUGGGCAAAAGUCGUAGCUUGUGUAAUGGUAAUGAUCUGUUAGAUUUACUACUGACAGCUGAGGAUCAAGAUGGAAACAGAUUUGACGACCAAGAGGUGAAAGAUGAAGCGUUGGCGUUCGUUCUAGCAGGCCACGAAACGACGGGUAAUCUCAUGGUGUGGUGCAUGUACAUUCUUAUGACACAUCCUGAUGUCUAUCAAGACUGCUGUGAUGAAGUUGAUCGAGUUUUACACGGACAACCACCGGACAACAGUCAGUUGAGUGAACUCUAUAUUUUAGAAGCUGUUUUACAAGAGACAUUACGCUUAUAUCCGCCAGCACCGGUUAUAGUGCGUGAAUGUAUCCGUGAGCACUCAAUCGGAACCGAUGAACAACGAAUUCAUGUACCUAAGGGUGCAACAUUUCUGCUGAAUACAUACGCACUGCAUCGAUCUGACCAGUAUUGGCAGGAUCCGUUGACAUUUUGUUAUAAACGAUGGAUGAGAAAUGCUGACGGUUUGAAACCGAAGUUGUCUCAUCCGUUCUGUUAUCUGCCGUUUUCAGUUGGCAAUCGAAAUUGUAUAGGACAAAAUUUUGCCAUGUUAGAAGCAAAAGUUAUGUUGGCCCUUUUUAUCCAACGUUUACAUUUUGAAAUAGUCCCAGGGCAAAAAGUAGUACCGAUCAUGACCAUAACAAUGAAAACAAAAUAUGGAUUACAAGCGAAAGUUAAGCGACGGUUUUAG